Molecule: messenger RNA, 5406 nt
Organism: Saccoglossus kowalevskii
Lineage: Eukaryota; Metazoa; Hemichordata; Enteropneusta; Harrimaniidae
Product: roundabout homolog 2-like
Biological process (GO): axon guidance; cell-cell adhesion
Cellular component (GO): axon; plasma membrane
Molecular function (GO): protein binding
Source: RefSeq, a predicted model, not a curated record
AUGUUCUCAAGAAAGAAAUAUUUUGGUGCUGUGUUUGUAUUUCUCUUCAGUGUACUCGUUGCUGCGGCCAGACGACACACUGAUGACUUUGCACCUCGGAUUACGGAGCAUCCAACCAGCAUCAGUUCCAAAAGCGAACCAGCAACGUUGAAUUGCAAAGCCGAGGGACAGCCAAGGCCCGAGAUAGAGUGGUAUAAGGAUGGCGAAUUGGUAGAGACGAUAGCCGAAAAUCCCAAAAGUCAUCGGACAUUACUCCCCAGUGGAUCCCUGUUUUUCCUUAGGAUAAUCCAUGGAAGACGGACUAAGCCAGAUGCAGGGGUGUAUCAAUGUGUGGCUACAAACUACUUAGGAACUGCAUAUAGUAAUAAUGCUACGUUAGAAGUUGCAAUUUUAAAAGAUGAAUUUCGAAUAGAACCAAUAGACACAGUGGCAGCUGUUGGAGAAACUGCCAUCAUGGAGUGUGCUCCACCUAGAGGAUAUCCUGAGCCAACUGCACAAUGGGAAAAGGACGGAGAAAUAAUAGUUCCGGAUAAUGACAGGGUACAGAUUUUGGUGGAAGGAAAUCUUGUAUUUUCAGAGGUGCGGAGAGAAGAUGGCGGCACAUUUGUAUGUAUAGGUGUAAAUAUGGUAGGCUCCAUAAGAGGUCGCGAAGCAACACUUGUAGUGAGAGAAAAACCAACAUUCCUAGUGUCACCGCAGGAUGUGACAGCCGUGGUGGCCGAUAAUGUGGAAUUCCAUUGUAGUGUUACGGGUGAUCCACAGCCCACUGUACGAUGGGGGAGGGAAAACGGCCAACUACCGCAAGGAAGGUUUCAAAUAUUAGAUGACUACACACUCAGGAUACGUCACAUUUCAAUUGAUGAUGAGGGGACUUACAUUUGUAUUGGAGAAAACAUGGUAGGAGAGAGUCAUGCAAGUGCAGAACUCAGUAUACAUGAUGAGCCAGCAUUCACAACAGUACCAAGAGAUAGGGUAGUGGCAGUGAACAGAAUGGCAACUUUUGAGUGUGUUGCCACUGGCAACCCACAACCAGCUAUAUUCUGGCAGAAAGAUGGGCAACAGGAACUGCUAUUUCCUGGACAAGUACAAGGUCGGUUCGCAGUUACUCAGGACGGGGAGUUACAGAUAUCGCAAGUGAGACGCGAAGACGAGGGUUACUAUACAUGCUCUGCUCUCAGUGUAGCUGGGACGUCAACUGUAAAAGCACACCUUAGAGUAACAGUAUUAACAGAUCGACCUCCUCCAAUUGUUAGACUGGGACCGUCCAACCAGACGUUAGCUGUAGGCGGCAUUGCAAUGUUACCGUGCCAAGCAUCGGGCAAUCCAUCACCAACCAUCCGAUGGAUGAAGGAUAACUUCAUGUUGCUAGGCAACCCAAGGAUUGCUCUUCUUGACUCAGGUACACUUCAGAUUUCUGAUUUGAGAGUGGCCGAUACUGGUAUGUAUACAUGCAUAGCAUCAAGUGACAGUGGUGAGACAUUAUGGAGUGCAUCUUUGCUGGUUAUAGAACCAACAGAGUCGACAACCUCGCAGUUGCACCGAACACCGGAACCGUCAUCAUUUCCUGGCCCUCCGUCCCGACCCGUUGCCAGUAAUAUAACCGGUACAUCCGUCAGACUGACCUGGAGACAAAACUCUAAUUCUGGAACUUCACAAGUUACCAGCAUAGUCCCAGCCGCAGCUCAAGAGACAGCUGAUCUGGAUGUAUUGAGUAAACUCAACGAAGCUGGAAUUACAAUUUCAAAAAUUGAAGCCAGUAGUGCUACAGAAGUUACAGUAUUUUUGCAUAUUGAAAAACACCACAAUAACAUUGAUGGAUUUCAUCUGAAAGUUACUGCUGUAAAGAGCCGCUCUGAGCAUAUUGAAACGGUAUCAAACAACCAUGAAUCAAGGGGGAGAAACAGCCUUAGACAGUUUUCGAUUGGUCAGCUGAGCCCAUUCACUCAUUAUAAAAUAACAGCUGCACCAUUUAAUUAUGGAUCUAAUGCAGUUAUAAACGGCAAUGAGUGUGCUCCCAAGGAAGUGACAACACUAAUGGCAUCUCCUAGUGCUCCCCCGAGGAGUGUGACUGCUAAAAGUAAUGGCAGUGAUGCUAUUCUUGUUGAGUGGCAGCCUCCUCCAAAAGACCAUCAGAAUGGAAUAAUUCGUGGAUAUAAGAUUUGGUGUCAGGGUAAUGAAACUCGUUUCAAUGUCAACAAAACAACCGAUAAUACCACGUUUUCGUAUUUAUUCAAUGAUCUUGUGCCUGGAAUGUUAUAUGUGGUAAAAGUCACAUCCUUCACAAAUGGUGGAGCUGGUAUCGCUAGUGAAACACAGCUGGUACAGCUUGAUCCUGUGUUAGUUGCUAACAUGGAGCCCCAAUCUCCCAGCUUAGCAAAGAAAAUUCGUGGAGUGGUAUCCCAGCCUUGGUUUAUUGGCACUAUAGGUGUCAUCAUAUGGAUGUCACUGCUUGUGUUUAGUAUUGUGCUGUACAGACGAAGAAAGAAGAAGCAGUCAAACUGUUUUGACAAUAUCAAGCUUGAAAUUGCUUCAUUGAAUCGUGAUGGCACCACCCCAUGGAUGGAACAGAGCUGGCAACAAAACUCUGGUGAGCACAGCUGCCAUGACUUGAUCCGGUUAUGUUGUCCCUUGUCGAAGAAAUCCAAAGGUCCAAAACAACCUGCACUGAAUUGGGCCGAUUUGUUGCCCCCUCCCCCUGAACACCCUCCUCCUACUGACAUUGACGAGACUCCUCCGGGAUCACCGCAGUACCACAUUUUAGGGUCACCAAUUCCGUCGCAGUAUAGCGUGAAAUCGUCACAGGGAUAUCAAACUGAUCCACAUGAUGAAAUUGCAUCCCUAGUGCCAUCUCAUCGAUCACACGGAUCAGUCGUUAACCGACAUCAUUUACAAGGGUCGAAUCACAGUACGCCAAACCCAACACCUCCAACACGCCGACACCCUGAUUGUCACAUGGGGACUGAAAUGCUAUUGCCUGGAUCAAUGAGGAACGAUCACGGAAUCUACCGAGAUAAUUCAUCUGAUAAAACAUCACGUAGUAAAAAAAACUCACGAAAUGGGCCGACUCACCAUAAUACGAACCGAAGCGGCUCAUCGCAUCGGGAUAUGAGAAAUGAUCCAGAGUGCCAUGAACUUUGCAAUUCAUUGCCGUUACAGAAUUGCGAGUCGGACAACGAGGACGGACCGCCAGAUGAGCAUUUGAUGCCCAUGCUGCCAGCACGGCUAGAAGACACCCCACAUGGCCCUGGACUCUGUAUAGAUUUACGGCCGUCUGAUCACAUGAUGUAUUCAGAAGUGUCUGAUGAGGAUACGUCGGCUAAAGAAGACGAUCCAGAAGAAAUUGAUGGAGACACAGAGAGUAAUUGUACAGGUUCAAUGAUGGCAUCGUGGGCAUCGCUGGAUGGAAGCAGUGGUACAAGUGUGAGAUGUAGCGCAGCGAGUGACACGUCAGAUGGUUCGUUCUUCAACGAUGCUGACUUCGCGAGCGCUGUGGCUGCAGCAGCUGAGAGUGCCGGCCUUAAAGUAGAAGGAACCAAAGUUAUCGAUCCGAGUCGUGGGGGUAACAGGAGGCUAACUCCUGCACAGAGGGCUGUACAAAGAUCAGGGAGCCCACUGACAGAUAGCGAUAGCAAUGCUGGUGGUAAUCACAAACAGAAAUAUCACAGAAAACAACCACAUGAUCUGCAAAGAAAUAUAAUGAAACCAAUCGUAGCAGCUAAAAAUGAACGAGUCAUGCCUCCUGUUAAACCAGUUAAACCGGAAAAGCCUGAUAAACCUGAAAAAUUGAGCGAGAGAAGGAGUAGUCACAAACGACCUCAGAAGGCGAGACAAGAAACAGGACAUUCCCAACAGCACCAGCAAGGGGUAAACCCUGCGGAUGAAGUAAUACCGUAUAAUAAGCCAAAUUUCCCCUCGCAGUCAUCGAGUGAUACAUCAUCACGUGGUUCAACUGGCAGACGGAAGUGUGAGAAACCGUACCACCCACCGGUGAUUAACGAAGGGAGCAACGAGGUUGGCUACUGCCUUCGCGAGACUAAUGACUCUGGAUUACAUGUCACUGCCAACCCAAUGGCGUUUGAACACGAUACUAGUAAUCAUUUCAAAGCAUGAGCUCACCAUCCCCAUGAUUAAAUGGAAUAUUCCUGUAACAGGACCAUGCCAUGAUCAUGUUCAUUUGUUAAACUGGCUCCAUGUGCAAUUGAGAGACAAGAUUUUGUAGACACCUGCCAUACCUGUGUUUGAAUGGAAUAUUCCAACACUGAAUAAGGAACGGACCAUACCAUGAUUGCCAGAGGGAUGACAUGACUAGAAAUGAUGGAUAUCCAAAUAAACUUUGUACAGUAUGUUGAUUGUAUUUUUGUACAGGCUAAAUUAAUACACUCAUAAAGUUGUAUGUGCUUUUAAUUGGUAUUACAGAAACAACACUUUUUUAAGCGAAGCAGGCAUUGGUGUAUUUUUAUGUGGAUAUUUGCCAAAAUUUGAAAAAUCACUUCAGUUUGAUAUUCAAACUUCAUAAGCAUAUGAUCAAAAAUUUAACCCACCCACUCACCCCUCUGUAGAAAAUGGUUUGACCCAACAAGGUAGACCAUAUAAUGCAGGCGGACUGUUUCAUUUACGUAAAGGGGGUUGAUGCUAAUAGACUGCUGAUAGGAAAUAAUAUUUUUUUGCUUUUUAUAUUUUAUCAGCUGACAGCAUCAUAGUGGAAAAACGUGCCAAUCUAGAUUGUCCCAGGAAAUGCAUUUCUCUGAUUGGAUCACAGGCAAUAUGUGUUAACCAAUCAGAGUAACUCUUGCAAUGAGUUAUAGCAUGAGGACAGGCGAAAUUGUUGCAGAAGCACAAACAGCCAUGUUUUUAUUUGUAAACCACUUCUCAGAACUAAACUCAAAAUUCAUAAUCGUCAGAACAAACAAUUCACAGUUGAAAUUUAUGUUUCUACUUUCACUGAAGAUGUGUCCCAUGCUUAUUACAGUAGGUCUAUUGGUACUUGUAUUUGAAAAGUCAUUUAAUAUUAAUUUGGCUUGUAGUGUAAAUAGACAUUGGUAUUUGAAAGUAUGUUGAUGCUUAUUACAUUUUUAAGUAAAAACAAUCUCUCACUCACUGUUGAGCCUUUGCUCCAAAUUUUUCCUGCCCAAUUAAUUAAUAAAUAUGCAUUUACAAAUGAGAAUUAAAUGGAUACUAUCGUCCAAUAUUAAUAAUACAAAAAUUGACUCCUUCCGAACAUCAAUGGCUUUUUGGAAAUCAGGUAGUUUACAAGUCCGUUAAUAUUAAAACAUGUAACCCAAUUUGUGAUGUUCAGUGAAAAUUAAAUCCAGUGAAACUAAAACAAUCCACAAUAUUUGAAAAAUGUUCUACUCAGCGUUUAGAUUAAUUCGUUUAGUUUGCCUUUGUACUUCGAUAAUAGAGAUU